Messenger RNA from Syngnathus typhle (broad-nosed pipefish), 5657 nucleotides. Its product is annotated as lamin-L(III)-like. The record is from RefSeq and is a predicted model, not a curated record. NCBI's taxonomy places the organism in Eukaryota, Metazoa, Chordata, Actinopteri, Syngnathiformes, Syngnathidae. The coding region runs from base 5106 to 5657 and encodes 183 amino acids. The transcript has 11 exons.
GAGCUCGGAGGGCGGCUAAGAUUUCAAGGAGGACCCCCCCCUGCGCAGACCUCCACUGGGCCGGGAUGACUGUUCAGCUGCGGCGGGGAGUGGCCUCCCUCCAGUCGACACGACGAGUAAAUGACACCAGCACUUGCUCUUAGAUUUGUUUCUUUUUUCUUUCUUUUAGCUUCCAUAAUGUUACCGGGCGCUGACGCAAACCCACGCCGGGCAGGAGAGCUCGGAGGGCGGCUAAGAUUUCAAGGAAGACCCCCCCCGCGCAGACCUCCACUGGGCCGGGAUGACUUUUCAAAGCUGCCUCUGCAGCUGCGGCGGGGAGUUGCCUCCCUCCGGUGGACACGACGAGUAAAUACACCAGCACUUGCUCUUAGAUUUGUUUCUUUUUUCUUUCUUUUAGCUUCCAUAAUGUUACCGGGCGCUGACGCAAACGCACGCCGGGCAGGAGAGCUCGGAGGGCGGCUACGAUUUCAAGGAAGCUAUUUAGGAAAAUCUGAGAUAAAUAUAAUUUGCAUAAUAAUUUGGAACACGGUCCCGUGUUCCAAAUUAUUAUGCAAAAUGUAUUUAAGUGUCAUAAAGAUUACAUUUUUUGUUUUUCAAGUAAACUCUCGGUAUUGUAUGACUCUUUAAAUGACUGAAAUCAACCUCAGUUAUGUGAUAGUCACAUGAUAGUCUGCCAGGUGAGCGCAAUUAAGGAAAGUCUAUUUAAGUUCCGCGUUUUUAAGCGUUCGGCCAUUUCAUUCAACCAUGGGGAGGAAAAAGGAUCUCUCUGCUGUUGAGAAGCGUGAAAUCGUUCAAUGCCUUGGACAAGAUAAAGGCACGACGAGGAAGAUUUCUGCAAGACAAAAACGUCGAAUCAAGAGGGCGGCUGCUAGCGUGCCACUACAGACGAGCAAACAAAUAUUCGACGCUGCAUGUGCCGGUGAAGUCCCACGAAGGUCGAGGUGUAGGAUCCUCCAGAGCCUUGCAGUUAUGCGGAAACCCUCCAUUCGGCCACCCCUAAACAACGCGAACAAGCAGAAACGGCUGCAGUGGGCCCAGGAUUACAUGAAGACUAAUUUUCAGACAGUCCUGUUCACUGAUGAGUGCCGUGCAACCUUGGAUGGUCCAGAUGGAUGGAGUCGUGGAUGGUUGGUGGACGGUCACCAUAGCCCAACAAGGCUGCGGCGUCAGCAAGGAGGUGGCGGAGUCAUGUUUUGGGCCGGAAUCAUGGGGAGAGAGCGGCUUGGCCCCUUUAGGGUCCCUGAAGGCGUGAAAAUGACGUCUAUAAAAAUGGCGACAAAUAUGAUUUGCGGGAAAGUAGUGGCAAUGAGGAGUGCUCUGCGUGCAAGGAGCUGGAUUUGUGCAGCUGAUGGCACCUUGUCAAUGCACGGCCAGCACAAUAAUGUAACUGUUGCCCUCUGUGACGGCGAGAAAGCCUAUAAAAUAGUUCUGUUUGAACACUUGGCUGCCCUCGUCACAGAGGGCAACAGUUACAUUUUUUUAAACUUCGGUGUGGACCAACGGGGGCAAGGGCUCCUCACCAAACCCGCCUCAAAAAUCUUCAUGGCGGCCGAAGUGCAAACCAGCCCACAGCUGGAAGAAGAGGCCAGGGCCCCAACUCAGUGGCAUCAUCUCCUCAGGAGGUAGUGAAUAAACUACCUGAGGAGAUGGUGUCACUGGAUGGCGUGAUAACCGAUAUGCGUCCUAUCCGCAUGGUGCGCCAGCGAGGGAACCACCUGGCACCAUUUCGACAUUUGACGCUCAAAAAAGAUGAAGCCACUGUCAAAAUUGGACUUUGGCGGGAGGCUAACCUCGUAGAGCUGAAGGUAGGGGGUUCCUUCGUGUUCACCCACCUGAGUGCCCAGGCGACCGAGUCGGGAGUCAUGCUCCACUCGACAACGUACACGGAUGUAAAGGCCUGCAACUCCAGCCUCAUCAUUACCGUCGUUGGUAUACUCUAUGGGGAAGAGGUGGUGGAUGUUGUGUCGGAUUCGGGGGAAGUGACAGUCAUCAAACUUGAUAUCUGGCAAAAAACCUUCAGCCAGCCCCCCCAUAUCCCACAAGAUGGGAUGCCCAUUACUGUCACCCGUGUGCAGGGUGACGUGACAAAGAUUGAAUGUGUGAAUGAAUGCAUGAAUGAAUGAAUGAAUGAAUGAAUGAAUGAAUUGUUCAAAACAAUUGAAUGUUUGCAAUUUAUUGAAUGCAUGAAUGAAUGGUGAUAAAUAAAUGUUACAUGUUCACUUUUCGAACAACAAAGGACACUGAUGUGUUUGUUUUAUUGAUUUGUUAACACUGACUAUCUCUUUUAUGUAAUGCGUUUGUGCAUUAGUUUGUGGCCUUCUAUUUUCAUAUGUUUCAGAUUCCAUUUGGGAAGGUUAGUGGAUGUAGUUUAUCUUUGAGAGAGCUCUUAUUUUACUCAAUUAACAUACUACAAAUGAGCAAACAAUAUGAUAUCAAACUGGUUACUUUAAAUUUGUACAUAUAAUAUUCAUAACACUUCUAAUUUCUACAUUUUUCCACCGAUUCAACUUGUUCCAACUUUCAACUGUUCAUCUUUUGCCUACCUAUUCCACAACUUCCCACUUACCAAAAACGUCACAUCUUUCAUUUUGAAAUUCAACCCAAAUUCUCUCAAAUUCCAUUUUUCUACUCUAAUUUCUACAUUUUUCAACCGAUUCAACCCAUUCCAACUUUCAACUGUUCAUCAUUUUUCUACCUAUUCCACAAUUUCCCACUUACCAAAAAUUUCACAUCUUUUAUUUUGAAAUUCAGACCCAAUUCCUUUUUCCGUUCUCAUUUCUACAUUUUUCAACCGAUUCAACCCAUUCCAACUUUCAACUCUUUAUCUUUUGCCUACCUAUUCCACAAUUUCCCACUUACCAAAAACCUCACAUCUUUUAUUUUGGAAUUCAACCAAAAUUUUCUAAAAUUUCGUUUUUCUACUCUUAUUUCAACAUUUUUCAACCGAUUCAACCCAUUCCAACUUUCAACUGUUCAUCAUUUUCCUACCUAUUCCACAUUUACCAAAUACUUCACAUCUUUUAUUUUGAAAUUCACUCCCAAUUCCUUUUUCCCUUCUCAUUUCUACAUUUUUCAACCGAUUCAACCCAUUCCAACUUUCAACUGUUCAUCAUUUUUCUACCUAUUCCACAACUUACCAAAGAUUUCACAUCUUUUAUUUUGAAAUUCACACCCAGUUCCUUUUUCCCUUCUCAUUUCUACAUUUUUCAACCGAUUCAACUCGUUUCAACAUCAUUCUGCAGCAUUCCUUAAAUAUUUAUUCAACUUCUUCACCUUCACACGCAAUUCCUUCAGGAAUUGCAAAUUCUAGUUAGUGUGAAGGUGAAGACCUUCACACUAUUGUUAUUCCUGUACUUUAUUAGUGUGAAGGUGAAGACCUUCACACUAUUGUUAUUCCUGUCCUUUAUUAGUGUGAAGGUGAAGACCUUCACACUAUUGUUAUUCCUGUCCUUUAUUAUUAUUAGUGUGAAGGUGAAGGCCUUCACACUAUUGUUAUUCUACAACAUUUUGCGCUACCUUUUCGUUAGCUUUCUUUGGCGCUUAACUAGUUCCACAUACUUCAACCGAUUCACUCCAUUCCACUUUUCACUUAUUCCAAAAAUUCAUGGCAUGGGUGCUCACAGUUUUCUCGUUCCAAAAAUUUUCCGUUUUCACAUAAUUCACAAAUUUAUGGCGAUUUUUGCCCCAUUCAUUCUUAAUGGCAGAUUCAACAUUUCACAUUUACGUUGUUCCAGUUUGAUAUUCACAUAAUUCAACACAUUCAAAUCACAUUGGGGACAUUCCCAAACUUGCCAAAUUCAAAAUUUUCACGUUUUCACUUUUAAAAUUUGCAUAAAAUUUUGCAAAAUUUCAUAAAAUUUCGUUUUUCACUUCUAACUUAUACAUUUUUCCACCGAUUCAACUCGUUCCAACUUUCAACCAUUCAUCUUUUGCCUACCUAUUCCACAACUUCCCACUUACCAAAAACUUCACAUCUUUUAUUUUGAAAUUCAACCUAAAACUUCACAUCUUUUAUUUUGAAAUUCAACCCAAAUUCUCUAAAGUUUCCUUUUUCUACUCUAAUUUCUACAUUUUUCAACCGAUUCAACCCAUUCCAACUUUCAACUGUUCAUCAUUUUUCUACCUAUUCCACAACUUACCAAAUACUUCACAUCUUUUAUUUUCAAAUUCAUUCCCAAUUCCUUUUUCCCUUCUCAUUUCUACAUUUUUCAACCGAUUCCACCCAUUCCAACUUUCAACUGUUCAUCAUUUUUCUACCUAUUCCACAAUUUCCCACUUACCAAAAACUUCAUCUUUUAUUUUGAAAUUCACACCCAAUUCCUUUUUCCCUUCUCAUUUCUACAUUUUUCAACCGAUUCAACCCAUUCCAACUUUCAACUGUUCAUUAUUUUUCUACCUAUUCCACAACUUCCCAUUUACCAAAAACUUCACAUAUUUUAUUUUGAAAUUCACACCCAAUUCCUUUUUCUCUUCUCAUUUCUACAUUUUUCAACCGAUUCAACCCAUUCCAACUUUACACUGUUCAUCAUUUUUCUACCUAUUCCACAACUUCCCACUUACCAAAAACUUCACAUCUUUUAUUUUGAAAUUCACACCCAAUUGCUUUUUCCCUUCUCAUUUCUACAUUUUUCAACCGAUUCAACCCAUUCCAACUUUCAACUGUUCAUCAUUUUUCUACCUAUUCCACAACUUACUAAAAACUUCACGUCUUUUAUUUUGAAAUUCACACCCAAUUCUCCAAUAUUUCCUUUUCCCGUUCUCAUUUCUACAUUUUUCAACCGAUUCAACCCAUUCCAACUUUCAACUGUUCAUCAUUUUUCUACCUAUCCCACAUUUUUUUUAACCUAUUCCACAACUUACCAAAAACUUCACAUCUUUUAUUUUGAAAUUCACCACAAAUUCUCAAAAUAUUCUACAUUUCUCAAGUAAUUCAACAUGUUUCCACAUCGUUCGGCAGCAUUCCCCGAAGAAGUUAUUCAUACAUUUCGCCUUCACACGCAAUUUCUCCAGAAAUUGCAAAAUUCUAGUUACAAAGGAAACUUUGACUUUGAAGAAACCUCUAUGACGUUUCUUUGAUAAGUGCAUGUUGCAUUUGGUGUAAUGGCAUGAUACUGACUGAGUCUUUUCUGGAUCAACAGAAGCAAAUUCGAAAAAUGGCAACCCCAGAAAACACUCCUCAAGAUGCAUACAAUGAGCUGAGGGCCAUUUACAAGACGGAGCUGGCGAAAGCCCGUGCGGCUCUGGUCUUAGAGGCCACAGAGCGUGAACGUCUGCAGGUGGAGUUGUCCAAGCUGAGGAUUGAUUUUGACGAGCUGGAAGCAAGGGACACGAAGAAAGAAUCCGAUCUGGCUAAAGCCCGUGCGGCUCUGGUCUCAGAGGCCACAGAGCGUAAACGUCUGCAGGUGGAGUUUUCCAAGCUGAAGAUUGAUUUUGACGAGCUGGAAGCAAGGGACACGAAGAAAGAAUCCAAUCUGGCGAAAGCCCGUGCGGCUCUGGACUCAGAGGCCACAGAGCGUGAACGUCUGCAGGUGAAGUUGUCCAAGCUGAAGAUUGAUUUUGACGAGCUGGAAGCAAGGGACACGAAGAAAGAAUCCGAUCUGGCGAAAGCCCGUGCGGCUCUGGACUCAGAGGCCACAGAGCGUGAACGUCUGAUUUAA